Molecule: messenger RNA, 738 nt
Organism: Arabidopsis thaliana (thale cress)
Lineage: Eukaryota; Viridiplantae; Streptophyta; Magnoliopsida; Brassicales; Brassicaceae
Exons: 4
Coding region: 1-738 (245 amino acids)
Source: RefSeq, marked reviewed
AUGAACCAAACACACGGAGGCAAUUUGGUACUUGUAAGGUCGAGGAUUGUUGACAAUACUUCCACGAACAAAGCAGCGAGAGAGAAAGUGGUUACUGUCACAAGACGUAGUAACGUUAACAAGGGCGCCAAAGACAAGAGUCUCGUCGGGACGAGAAGUACUACACUAAGUAGAGCUUUGGCAAAGAAGUCCAUAGCGGCCAAGGAGAUUAAGGAAUUCCACACAAAGCUUGUAGUCGGGAAGCUUGAUCCAAACUCGGGAAGGAAAGAUGGUUGGGAUGUUCUUGAAGAGCAUAGCAAUGAGGGUGAUUCGCCAUUCAAAUGGUGUCCAUGGCCACUCAAAACAGAGAAACGACGCCUACAUUGGGACAGACUCUGCAAAUUGCAGAAAGAAACAAACCUGGGCUUAAUUGGUAAAGGACUUGGGUCGCAAAAUAUGGGCUUGGGCCGCAGGGGAAAUGGGCCAACAAUGGUUAUAGGGCCCAUAAAGGCAAACCCUAGAAACCAGAUUGCUGGGCAAGAAGCGUUGGAGGCGCGGCGGCUACGGUGGAGGGGUACGGACCGCGUCGUUGGAGCAGACAUCUUCGAUAAAGCAAGAGUCAGGGGACGAUAUGGCGAUGGAGACAAAUCUCAAAAUAGAAAAGUUGAACGCAAGUGGAGUCGAAAGAUUCAGUCACUGUUGUCUUUGAUUCGCAAAGUGUUGGCAGAGAGUGUAGAUGGCUCAGAGGCCACUGUCUAA